AGCUGGCAAAUCAUCGAUUUGAGCAUCAUGCGAACGGGGAGGGGCGCUUCAUUUACCUGCCACCCCUUCAUCUCAAAGCAGCCCUCCUUCCUCGCAUGCCGCCACUCUUCACUCCUCUCCUCCACUUCACCCACGCUGCCCGCAGCGCACGGUUGUUAGCGUUUUCUGCGCUCCGUGUGCGCUUCAACUUCAACCUCUCCACGCCCGUGCGGUCUCCAGAAGACCACCCCCCCUCCUCCACCUCCACCUCCUCCUCUUCCUCUCUCUCCUCCUCAUCCGUCGGACUUUUGACUUUUUAGAGCAGCUUUUCCUCCCACAGAGCAGUCGCCUAUUUUUGGAUCUCUCGCCGUGGAGCGCUGAAACAGGGAGGCUGUUCAACUUUUGAUGGAAAACAGGAGGUCGAGCGGCUGCUGACUUUGAAGGUGAUAGCGAGCUGAGGUGCUGAGGAUGAUGGACCAUCUCAGCGAGUCGUGUCUGGGCAAGGAGAACUCGGAUCUGGUCGUGGGCGGCCUGGCCGAAGCCAAGGCCCCGCCGGCCAAGCUGCCCCGGCUGGAGCAGAACGGCAGCCCCCUGGGCAGGGCCAGGCUGGGCAGCGCCGGAGCCAAGCUCGCCGGCGUCCCGUACAAACCCGCCGGCCACCUGCUGAAAGCCUGCCACAAGAGAGGCAACAUGCUGCCCGUGUUCUGCGUGGUCGAGCACUACGAGAACCCCAUGGACUUCGACAGCAAGGAGGAGCACGCCGAGUUCGUCCUGGUGCGCAAGGACAUGCUCUUCAACCAGCUCAUCGAGAUGGCCCUGCUGUCGCUGGGCUACUCGCACAGCUCCGCAGCUCAGGCCAAAGGUAUGAUUCAGGUGGGGAAGUGGAACCCCGUACCGCUGUCGUACGUGACAGACGCGCCGGACGCCACAGUGGCCGACAUGCUGCAGGACGUCUACCACGUGGUCACGCUUAAGAUCCAGCUGCACAGUUGUCCUAAGCUGGAGGACCUGCCGCCCGAGCAAUGGAGCCACUCUACAGUAAGAAACGCCCUCAAGGAGUUACUCAAAGACAUGAAUCAGAGCUCUCUGGCUAAAGAAUGCCCUUUAUCACAGAGUAUGAUUUCCUCCAUUGUGAACAGCACUUACUAU
Molecule: messenger RNA, 1128 nt
Organism: Fundulus heteroclitus (mummichog)
Lineage: Eukaryota; Metazoa; Chordata; Actinopteri; Cyprinodontiformes; Fundulidae
Gene: satb1b
Product: DNA-binding protein SATB1
Biological process (GO): regulation of transcription by RNA polymerase II; chromatin remodeling
Molecular function (GO): DNA-binding transcription factor activity, RNA polymerase II-specific; RNA polymerase II cis-regulatory region sequence-specific DNA binding
Source: RefSeq, a predicted model, not a curated record